AUGUUUGGGUUCAAACGAUCGUCUGUGCAACUUGUGGUGAUACUGGCUUGGCUUUUGCGAUAUUACACCUUCGGGUCGAUAGUAAUAUGGUGUAUAGUCGCGUGUGGUUUGAGUUUGGCUGUUGUUUUGGCUGUGACGACGUAUGACCAUGACUACUGGACGACCCGUGGGGUGUUCUCCCCGCCUGCGUGGCCGGUCGUGGGCCACAUCCCGUCCGUGGUGAUGUUCAGGGAGCAAGGAGGCAUGUGUUUCAAGAGGAUAUACGAUACAUAUCAGGAUGAGAGAUUUUUAGGCUGCCACCAGUUCUACCAGCGCACUCUAGUGGUCCGCGACCCCGAGCUGAUCCGAAGAGUGUGCGUCAAUGACUUCCAGCACUUCACAGACCGAGGGUUCUUCUUCAACAAGGACGUGGAUCCUCUCGCUGGGUCUGUGCUGUUCUUGAGGGGGAAUGAGUGGAAGAGGCUCAGAGCUAAGAUAUCGCCUAUAUUCUCACCAAACAAACUGCGCGGCAUGUUCCCGCUCAUAGAGAACACAGCGGUAGAAUUCGUGACAAGGGUUCAAGAUUUGCUGACACAGUCUAAAAAUGAACCGAACAAAAAUGGCCCAGUGAAGACAGAAGGUCAAUCGAAUGGUGUGGAACAAAUCUCCGCUGUGGUGAACUCUGAGAAGCUUGUCGGUGGUUAUACAGCCGAUGCCAUCGUGCCUUGCGCGUUUGGUUUAAAAAGUAACGUGAUGUAUAAUGAAGAUGAUCCCUUCGCUGUAGCAUUACAUGCGUUCUACGAGAUGUCGCUGUUUAAUAUCUUUGAGAAGACGAUGCGUCAGUUCUGGCCGGCUUUUGUAUUGUUCUUUCGAAUGAGAAUCAUACCAAAGAAGACACAUGACUUCUUCUACAACAUCGUCACGACGGUGCUGAGGGCGCGGGAGAAUGGCGAUCAAGAAAAGCGAGGGGAUUUCAUUGACAUGAUGAUGGCGUUGAGGAAUGAUGAGUCCAACAAUAAUUGUAAGAAGGACCAAGAAGAUGUCGAAAUCACUGACAUGGUGAUAUCAGCAAAUGCUUUCAUCAUCUUCCUUGGAGGGUUUGAGACGACAUCUUCAACUCUAGCCUUCCUAUUCCUGGAGCUAGCAGCCAACCAGCAGGUGCAAGAGAAGAUGAGGGAAGAGAUCAGGCAGGUCGUGGACAAACACGAAGGAAAGAUCACGUAUGAACUGCUGCAAGAGCUGGUGUAUAUGGAGAUGGUGAUUCAGGAAACUCUUCGCCUGUACCCUCCAUUCCCGAGCAUCCAGCGUAUGUGUACCAAGGAGUACACAAUCCCCGACACCAACAUCGUGGUGGAGAGAGGGACUAUAGUGCUGUUCCCAACGCUGGGCAUACAGAGGGAUGAACAGUACUUCGAGAACGCGUCUGCGUUUAUUCCUGAGCGCUGGUCUGAAGGUAGCCCGCAGCCGCCGCCAGGAGUCUACAUGCCCUUUGGAGACGGGCCGCGGUAUUGUAUAGGUAAAAGAUUCGCCCUUAUCCAAAUGAAAUGCUGUCUGCUACGAGUACUGCAGCACGUGAGGAUUACUCCAGCUCCUCGUCCUGAUGCUGCAGGGAAACUAUCAGUCCAACCUCGACUGGAACCCUUCACUGCUGACCCUCGGUCCCCACUAACACUUCACCCCGCUGACAGCCUGGUGACUCUUAGCUUGUUAUGA
Molecule: messenger RNA, 1692 nt
Organism: Spodoptera littoralis (African cotton leafworm)
Lineage: Eukaryota; Metazoa; Arthropoda; Insecta; Lepidoptera; Noctuidae
Source: the annotation of a GenBank genome assembly